AAACCAAAGGCAAAGCGCGAAAACUUAAAAAGCCACUCAAUUAAAACCCCCGAAAAACCCUGCACCGUCGCUCUCCGCCGCGCGUGUUCUCCAACUUCCGGCGUCUCUCUGACAUUACUUUUCAGAGUUUCGCAUUCUCACUCUGUUUUCCACAUGCAGGGAACAUUUUUUACAGCUUUAAUUCGCAGUUUCCUACUUUAGCCAGCAAUUACAAGGUAUAUUUUUACUCACCACGGGACCCUAGGUUUUAUGAGUUAGAUUUUUUCCCUCUGCUUUUGAACAUUUGGUACUUGGUGAAGACUGAAGAUGCUCUACUUCUUUUGGCAAAAUCAUGGGUUACAAUUUUGAAAUGCUGGAAUUCUACUCUUGGAGAGGUGAAUGAGCAGGCAAAUAGAGAUGAAGACACAUGUGAAUAUGGUGAAAGGAAGAGGUCCCAGCAGGGUGAACAGCCAACAUGUUGUUUUCGAGCUUAAACAACGUGUGGUUCUUGCGCUGAACAAGCUUGCAGAUAGGGAUACUUACCGACUUGGAGUUGAAGAGCUAGAGAAAAUAAUUGAAUGCUUAACCCCAGAUGGAGUUGCUCCAUUUCUAUCCUGUAUAUUAGAUACUGAUUCGGAGCAGAAAAGUGCUGUUCGUAAGGAAUCUAUCCGGUUGAUGGGCAUGCUAGCCAACUUCCAUGAUAGUAUUGUUGUUCCACAUCUUGCGAAGAUGGUAUCCAGCAUUGUUAAGCGUCUCAAGGACUCGGAUACUGUUGUAAGAGAUGCUUGUGUGGAUACUGUUGGAAUUUUGGCUUCUAAAAUGAGCAGUGUUGCAGGUGACAAUGACAAUGAUGGAGUUUUUGUGGUGCUAGUGAGACCUAUUUUUGAAUCCUUGGGAGAACAAAAUAAGCAGGUGCAAACUGGUUCAGCUCUGUGUUUGGCUCGGGUCAUAGACAGUAUUCAGAACCCUCCAGCUGCCAUUUUGCAGAAGAUGCUGGCUAAAACUGUGAAGUUGCUUAAGAAUCCACACUUCAUGGCAAAGCCAGCUGUUAUUGAAUUGAAUAGAAGCAUUAUUCAGGCUGGUGGUGCCAAUACACAUAGUGCUUUAUCAACUGCAAUGGCUAGCAUUCAAGAAGCACUCAAGAACAGCGAUUGGGCAACAAGAAAAGCUGCAUGUGCAGCAUUAGGGGACAUUGCUUCAACUGGUGGAGCAUUAUUCAGUGCUUUCAAGUCCUCCAGCAUCCGGAGCCUCGAAUCUUGUCGAUUUGAUAAGGUGAAACCAGUCAGGGACUCAGCAUUGCAGGCUUUACACGUGUGGAAAAGGUUUCCCGGCCCUGGUACAUCUGAACCUUCUGAAGCAGGCUCUUCCAUAAAAGAAAAUCGGUAUAAAGAUGAUUAUGGUGAUAUAACAAGUGCCAGUGAGUCAACACUGAAGGAUGCCACACCUAAGAAAUUUGGUUGUGACUCGGCUAGAAACAAGCUUCCCCUUUCUUUGAGAAAAGCAGGCCAUAACCAUGUCGAAAAGCCUCAGCACUGCGGAACUAAUGAGUGGCAUGUGGAGAUAGCAGUUCCGACAACACGUAAGAUCUUUAUGCCAGAAGUUAGGGAUGGAGAAUCAGAGGGUAGUUCUGUUAUGAAGGCAUUUGAAAAAAGUGCUGAGACUAGAAGUUCUCAUGAUGUUGAAUAUGAAUAUGUGCACAUAGAUGACAAACAGGAGUGCUCUUCUGGGUCAAAUCUGUUUCCUGAUAACUUUCAACGCAAAGAAGUCAUGGGUUCUAUCCAGAUAAUUGAUGAGGCCAGUUUGGGUACACCAUUGGGAACAAGUCAGCGUUCUGCAGUUGAAGAAAUCAGUAUUGAGGAACAACGAUAUUUUGAUGUAACGCAGGACCGAAGAAGCUUAGAUUCAACAACUACUGAAUUGAGCUCUCAAAAAUUGCAUGGCUGCUGUUCUCAUGUAGCAAAAGAAAUGUUAUCUGUCCGAAAGCAACUCUUGGAUAUUGAGAAUAAGCAAUCCAAUUUACUAGAUUUAUUAAAGGAGUUCACAACCAACAUAGUGGAUAACCUGUCAAUGAUGCAAAUGAAGGUGGCCGGUCUUGAAGGCAUGGUUGAUAGAAUGGCCAGUGAACUUUCUUAUGGAGGGAGAUGUCCUGAUCCAUUGGCAACAAAAUUUAUGAAAAGAAGUCCUUCUGUUGCUUCCCCAAGACUCUCCACGUACACCCCAAGGCCAUCUGUUGAUAUACAUCAUAGGAAGUCUCCGCUACUGCCCACCAAAGACAUGGAUGUUCAAGAGGAAAGGACACUUGUGAAGAGUAGAUCGAGCAGUUUUAGAAAGCAAAAUCUAGAUAUGUGGACUGAUCCUGCUGCAAAACAAGGUGGAUAUCCUGUUGGAAAAGGAGUUCACAAAAAUAGUGGACAGGGAACUCAUGGAGGUCAAUUGAGGAGAAACAAUGAUGUCUUCAGCAGGAUUUCUACAACUAAUGCCAAACAACACCAUGUAGAUGUCAAGAACAACCUCUGGAGAGUUGUUAAAGAACAUCUGUUGGAAGGGGAUGUAGACUCUGCUUAUGUGGAAGCUCUUUAUUCUGGUGAUGAACUUGUUUUGUUUGAACUUAUUGAUACAACAGGUCCGGUUCUGGAGAAUUUAUCGCAGAAGACCACAAGUGAUCUUUUGGCCACUUUGGCAUCGUACUUCUGUGAACAAACAUAUGUGAAUAACAUAAUUCCCUGGCUGCAAAAGGUGGUGGACCUGAGUUCCGUCCAUGGACCAGAUUGCAUUGCCGUUUCUUCAAAAGCAAGGCGGGAGUUUCUUUCUGCAUUUCAGGAUGCGAUAAAGGGUGGAUAUUCUACCCCGGCAGAGAGAAAAUCUUUGAUGCAGUUGGCAAUGACUUUAAACCAGAUUUGGGGAAAAAAUGCGCCAUAACAUGCCAAAAAGGUUGCAGAUAUUCUGUGCUUGAAUUUGGAAGCAGGCUUAUAGACUUAAAGCAGCAAAGAAUAGAUGUGGGGAAAUGAAUCUUGAUACUUGGAAAGACUCUUUUCUUUCUUUAAAACUUUUCAAAACUUUACCUGAAGUAUGGCUGUAGAAUGAAAGGUUCAAGUUUCUAGCAUCAAAACUGUUUCCUGAAUUUGUGAUCUCCUUGUUCAUUUCUAAGCUUACUUGAAAAUGCUGUUUAAACAUUGGAACGUCAGACAUAUCAGCCAUAGAUGUCAACCAUUCAUUAGGUGACAUUGUACAGUUGAAAUUGAACAGUUAUUUCAUGUCUUUCCUUC
Nicotiana tabacum (common tobacco) is the source of this 3245-nucleotide messenger RNA. RefSeq names its product TORTIFOLIA1-like protein 2. NCBI's taxonomy places the organism in Eukaryota, Viridiplantae, Streptophyta, Magnoliopsida, Solanales, Solanaceae. Gene Ontology annotation, molecular function: microtubule binding. Gene Ontology annotation, cellular component: microtubule. The record is from RefSeq and is a predicted model, not a curated record.